AGACAGACGUUCAGCAACCAGUAUGCGAGUGGCGAGAUAUCUAGCGGUGGCCGUGGCGUACGUGGCUGUGACAGAUGGGCAGUAUAUUGGAUUUGGCGUGCCGGGCCAAGGGUUAGUGGACAGCCUGAACGGUCUCAUCGGUGGAGGGGGUUUCCCGGGAAGCCAUUUCCCAGGCCAGGGAGGGCAUUUCCCAGGUCAAGGAGGGCAUUUCCCAGGCCAGGGAGGGCAUUUCCCAGGUCAAGGAGGACACUUCCCAGGCCAAGGAGGCAACUAUCCCGGCCAAGGAAGCUGCAAAUACUGGUGCAGGUCACCCGAGAAUCAGUACUACUGCUGUGACCAGGGCAACAACCAGGGCCAAGGAAACUAUCCGGGCAGCAAACCAGGUUUCUGCCCCGCUGUGCGGGACGUCUGCCCCCCGACCCGCUUCGGGGUCGGCCGCCCCAUCCAAUGCGCCCACGACGGCCAGUGCUACGCCGCUAACGACAAAUGCUGCUUCGACAGAUGCCUCGGGGAGCACGUGUGCAAGCCCGCUUCCUACUACAACGGCCGCUAGAAGUCGCUCAACAUCGCACUCUCGAGAUACUUGGAGACAGUGGGACCUCUUGUCACUUGCAUGACGUCACUGUGAUUACAGUCAUGUUGAUAACAUAAUCCAGUCUGUGUUCAGCCUCAUACCUGUCAUUAUACUCUGUUAUAAUUUAUUAAACCAUAGAUAUUUA
Molecule: messenger RNA, 719 nt
Organism: Penaeus chinensis
Lineage: Eukaryota; Metazoa; Arthropoda; Malacostraca; Decapoda; Penaeidae
Product: 34 kDa spicule matrix protein-like
Exons: 4
Coding region: 23-553 (176 amino acids)
Cellular component (GO): extracellular region
Molecular function (GO): peptidase inhibitor activity
Source: RefSeq, a predicted model, not a curated record